Molecule: messenger RNA, 3810 nt
Organism: Chaetomium globosum CBS 148.51
Lineage: Eukaryota; Fungi; Ascomycota; Sordariomycetes; Sordariales; Chaetomiaceae
Exons: 11
Coding region: 1-3810 (1269 amino acids)
Source: RefSeq, a predicted model, not a curated record
AUGACGACGACCCCGGAGGCGUUGUGCUCUGCACUCAAGUCCAUCCCUGCCUUUACCCCUUCAAAAUGGAUGGAACAAUUGCAAGAACGCGCCCGACAGGUUUCAGGCCUCUCAUUCCUACAAGAUAACCUGGGAAAUGGUCUGGCUCUUGAGAUCUUCCGCUGCACGUGCCCUAGCAAGGCUGCCCUGAAACAUGCGCAGAACAUCGCCGAGCUUACGAUGAUCGAUGCUCUUACCCGGUUGAUGGGGUACUGUUACGCAGAUAUGAUCGACACCCACCUUGAUUCCAAGAACAUCCCCAGUCUUGCAGAACUCCAGGCGAACCCCGGAUUCGUCAAGGAGUUCCACGACAUGUUCCUCACGCGAGACUCCAUCAUAGAGCAGAUCGAGCAAGACACGACAGCGGACAAUUAUAACUACAGCGCGGGUCUGCUCUUUGUGGCAAACUAUUUCGACCACGAAGCGACGCCACGCCUGCACGAGCACAGCAAGAUCUGGGUCCAAGUCUUUGGAAAGAUUGCCAAGAACAACAUCGUGGCCGGCUGCACGAAAGUCGAAAGCGAUAAGCUGUUGUCCCUCGUGACCAUCCUGUCCCAGGCGCUGACCAUCUCGUACGCCCGGCGCGACAAAGAUGGCGAGGAGUCCUCAGGCCUCGAACGCCAGGAGAGAUUCUUCAACCCCUGGCUGGCUCGCUCUGCCUUCCCCAGGCUGAUUGUCAAUGACCCGCCGCGGAACUGGAAGAUGGAAAUGGAAAAGCCGUUCGGAUCUUGCUUCAUACCCGGCACCCAGAUCAUCACGCGCUCAGGCACGACUAACAUCGAGAACUUGGCUGAGCACGACAUGGUGCUGACAAGGUGUGGUGACUCUGGCGAGUGGGGAGUCGUGUCUGACGAAAGAGUCGAGAUACCCGUGGAGGCACCCCAUAUCCACGGCUUCAAGAACAACUCUUACGAGCCCGUGGUAAUCAGGAGCAUUUCGACCCAGAUCAUGGAGAACCUAACGCACGUCUACGGCGUCCAUCUCCGAGAGGGCCGUCGUAGCUACCAUGCCAACAACUACCUUGUAGCCGUCAACUACCCAGAGAUCACGAUGAAGAGCAUUUGCAAAAUGCUGAGGACCGUCCCCGUCGAGGACCAGACCAGAAUGAUGAUGGCCUUCGACGAUCCCGGUCCGUUCUUGGAACGCUUCGGCCAAUGGCGCCAUUCAGGGAACGUGCUGAAGCGCGAAACAUCGUUCAUGUCGAUGGAGAGGUCUGCCUGGCGGUCCGCCAUCUCUAAUAUGAAGAAUGAGAUCAGGUGGUGUAGGGAGAUGAAGAGUUGGGCUGGGGACGUCGUGUUUGAGCAUGGAACGCUGACCGUUGACCCACUGCUGCUGUCGGCACAGGGCGAUCUGUAUUACAGCGAAGACGCCGAGGGCCAGGAACUUCUUCCCGUCGGACACAUACACUACCUUGCCAUGGGCGGCGAGCUAGACGGACCCCCGUCUUAUGACGAAGCAUUUGCUGAGGGAAACCGGGGCCCGCCUGCGUACGCCAUGUACAUGGCAACAGAGGGUACGGCGAGAGCGCUACCAGAGGAAGCGCCGGCAGGGUCCCCUGGCGCGGACCAUGGCGGCGAGGAAGAUCCGCUGUUCCUCCCGCCCGACGAGACGAUGCCUUUGUUGGACCCGUUGCAAUUCAACAUGAUCUACGACGCAAAUCGAUACAAGAAGAACCAAGUCAUCCCCGGCGAUCCGAUGCCAUUUGGUCCUAUCAACCUGGCCGUCGGCCGUAAGAACCCCCAGGGUUUGUCGACGCGAGUGGCUCUUUUGCCCAACUUGGACAAGCUGUACGACAUCAUCACCAAAAAGCACGUUGACAGCUCGCUCGGCAAGCUAUCGAGCUUCUAUAACAGCGUACUGGCCUUGGAAGCCGACGGCCGCACCAAGGUCUCCAUUACCAUGACACCAAAUGGUCAGGAGCUGCUAAGGCGGUACCGCGACAAGCCAAAGGAAGAUGGGAAUGACGGCGACGAAGAGUACUCGCUGGAAUGGACGUUCAAGAACCUCCAGACCGACAUCAAGCUCGGUAUGCUCUUUGCCUCGAUUGAGUUGACGCUUGGCCCGGAUGGGAAGACUGCCAUGGGCACCAUCACCGAGUACAACUCUGACUCGGAGACGGGCGAAGGACAAAGGCACCUUUUCCUGUCCGAUCCUGGUCACAAAGCCACGAGAGUCGACAUUGACCAGCGGCUGCCAAACCAAGUCACACACCCAGGCAGCACGGUACCGGAGCCACCGAAACCUUUGCCCCCGGUCCGGCAGGGGCCUCUGGGGCCUUAUCAUACUACGGCGAUUGACUCGAUUCUAUACAACAAUGGAGAUGUGAGGCAUUUCCAAGGCAUUUACUUCUCAACGUAUGACCGAAAAGCUAACCAGAUGGCUGUACUUUAUCAGGUUGACAAGAAAGCCAAGACCGUCCUCGAAAACAUCAUGUACUUCCACAUGGAGGAAGACGACCUCAACAACAUCAUGGGCAAGCGGAAACCAGACGACCUUCCCGCCCACCUCGGCCCGAACCUCGAGAGCAAUCUUCGCAAUUGGAUCAGGAACACCUAUUCGCCCGCUUUCACUGCUCUCGCAGUUGCACAGAGCUACAACACCAAGGACUGGCAGUCCAGAUUCACAAACCAGGAGCGGAACAAGAUUUUGUACUUUUGGCAGGGCAAUGGCCCCAAGUGUCUGUCCAACGCGCAAGAGUACAAGGAGCUCAAUCAGCUCGCCGUUCGGGAGGCCAUGCUGCGCCUGUAUCCGGUCCUCGACCAAUUCAUCAAAGACGAUGGGCCAGGGUGGGCCACAAAAUACUACGAAGAGGUUAGGGUAAACAAGAUUGAUGCUAAGGAGGCAGUACUCGUCGGAAACAUACACGCCGAGACAGCUCUCAUGAACGACAAGGUCCGCAAGACGCCAUUCGGCUGGCGGCGCAAGGCACUCAUCAAGGAGAAGGUCAAGUAUUUUGAGAAGCUCGGCAAGGAAUCGCUCGAGGUGGAAAAGACUACGGCCAAGACGGGCCUCCUGUCACGCCUAAAGGGUAAGCUGAGUGUGUCGCCCAAGGUCAUCCGAAUCAUCGGCACCGUCAUCGCGAUUGCCUUCAUCGGGUUUCUGAUAUGGGACAUUGCCGUCCACGGGAAGAACAUGAGUUCGGUCCAGCUAGCGCUCGGCAUCAUCAACAUCAUCCUGAAGGUGGCUAUCGUGGUGGUGGAGAUUCUUGGGCUCAUCAUGCCGGCUGUUAGCAUCAUCCCAGUCAUUGGGCAGAUCCUCCUCAUCGCAGUCAUCAUAGUCGGCAUCUUUAUCACCAUAUUUGGCACGACGGAACACCAAAAAACGCCGGGGCGAGAAAUCACGUUCUCGGACGCGGCACCGACCCAAAAGGAUCAGGCGGCGUCUACCGACACCAUCAACAACGUCUCGCUGGGCUUCUUCGGCGGCUCCGACGACACCUGCCUGUUCACCAACACGGCCUUUGCCGGCGAGGGCGAGGCGGAGGCCGCGGGCGGCGGCACGUGGAGUUGCACAACGCUCCCUGGUGACGCGGGCGCGUGGGAUGUGGCGCUGCAGACGCCCCACGGCACCAGCCUGCGCUCGACCAACUUCUUUGUCCGUGUGAGGGACAAGGCCGGGGAGAAGGGCGCGGCGUUGGCGCUCGGCGAGAAGAUUGACAUUCUCAUCAAGGGGACCAUGGGCACCAAGGCCGGGACGUCGGUGGUCACGGUCGCUGAGCAGAGACCGGGGGUUUUGUAUGCCCCGUCGACUUUUGAGAUGACGAGGUUCUGA